UCCCGCCGUGCGCAGCGGCUUCCGGCGGCGGCAGCGUGAGCCGGGAGCGCCAGCGGCAGCCAUGGCGUACCGCGGGCAGGGCCAGAAGGUGCAGAAGGUGAUGGUGCAGCCCAUCAACCUCAUCUUCCGCUACCUGCAGAACAGAUCCAGGAUCCAGGUGUGGCUUUAUGAGCAGGUGAACAUGAGGAUAGAAGGCUGCAUCAUUGGCUUUGAUGAAUACAUGAACCUGGUGCUGGAUGAUGCAGAGGAGAUUCACUCCAAAACAAAGUCAAGGAAGCAGCUGGGUCGGAUCAUGCUCAAAGGGGACAACAUCACCCUCCUCCAGAGUGUCUCCAACUAGGCUUUGUCCUCCACUUAGAACAGCAGCUCCAGAGUGAAGAAAGCAUUGGUGGGAGCAGGAGCAGCCAGCUGAGAGCCAGUUUUGUGUGGCAGGGUCAGGCUGCAGGUUCCUGAG
This is a messenger RNA of Dryobates pubescens (Downy woodpecker), 454 nucleotides long. It is a transcript of the gene SNRPE, whose product is annotated as small nuclear ribonucleoprotein polypeptide E. Gene Ontology annotation, molecular function: RNA binding. Gene Ontology annotation, cellular component: precatalytic spliceosome; U2 snRNP; U4/U6 x U5 tri-snRNP complex. Gene Ontology annotation, biological process: mRNA splicing, via spliceosome; spliceosomal snRNP assembly. Bases 62 to 340 code for a protein of 92 amino acids. Lineage: Eukaryota; Metazoa; Chordata; Aves; Piciformes; Picidae. The record is from RefSeq and is a predicted model, not a curated record. The transcript is spliced from 5 exons.